Sporisorium graminicola is the source of this 378-nucleotide messenger RNA. RefSeq lists its product as uncharacterized. The record is from RefSeq and is a predicted model, not a curated record. Gene Ontology annotation, molecular function: structural constituent of ribosome. The coding region runs from base 1 to 378 and encodes 125 amino acids. Gene Ontology annotation, biological process: translation. Gene Ontology annotation, cellular component: mitochondrion; ribosome. The transcript has a single exon. NCBI's taxonomy places the organism in Eukaryota, Fungi, Basidiomycota, Ustilaginomycetes, Ustilaginales, Ustilaginaceae.
AUGGUGGUGCAAACGAUCGAAGGUAUCGUCACAAAAGCGGGCGUCAUGGCGAAGACCGUCACCGUCAGCGUCGAGCGCCGCUUGAUACACCCGAAACUGCUCAAGCCCUACAUCCGUCACAAAAAGUAUCUGGUGCACGACGAGAGCAACUCGCUCUCUGUAGGAGACAAGAUCAUCGCUUCGGCAUGCAGACCUCUUUCGGCACGAAAACGCUUCACUCUGUUCGACAAGGUGGGAACCGAAGCGGAAGCAGAGGCACGCAGAGCAAAAGCCGAGAGCCUCAUGUCUGCGGAGGACAAGGAAAAGGUCCGCAUCGAGCAGCUGGUCAAGGACGAGAUUGCAAAACAUGCCGGCGGCAGUGGGUCCAAGCAAGCUUGA